Brugia malayi is the source of this 696-nucleotide messenger RNA. RefSeq lists its product as uncharacterized. The record is from RefSeq and is a predicted model, not a curated record. The transcript has 2 exons. Lineage: Eukaryota; Metazoa; Nematoda; Chromadorea; Rhabditida; Onchocercidae. Bases 1 to 696 code for a protein of 231 amino acids.
AUGUCAAGCCACAUUAUCGCGAGCUUUCAACCGGCAAAGGAAAGGUUAGUCAGUCUUCUUAAAGAAGUAAAUCAACUGGAGAUCAAAUUUCCAGAUCCAAGUAUGACAAUAGAAGAAAAAGAAGAUUUUUAUGUGAUAAGAAAAAGAGUGUUAGAAGAUAAACUUCGAAGAAUCCAAUUAUGCGUAACUACGCUUGAAUCUAUCAACGAUAAAUGGUUCACAUAUACUCAACAAAUCGUCACGAUGAAAAGAAGAGAAGAAGAGGAAGAAAAAUACAAAACAGUAACAGAAGAACGAGUACUGCGCCAGUUAGAAGCUCUAGGAGAAAGCCUUGAGCAUUCAAAUAUUAAAAUCUUGAUCGAGAGCAAGUUGCCAUUAUGGAUAUUACAUAAAAUAUAUAAACAUAAGAAGAAGGACAUGCCUUGGUCAAUUCUCAAACUAAGAAACUUUUUAACAAGUUUAGUUAAUGUGAAUGAACAGAUUAGAAACUGUCAACAUUCACUCACUCAACUCAAUAUUAAAUCUACAACUACCAAACAGGAACAAAAACAACGAUACAAUCCCGGAGGAACUUCAGCACUGUCGACAAUAAAGGAUAAUCAAAAUGCUUCAAAAACUACAACAACGAAAAGACGACCAUGUGUAUUCUGCAAUCAGCGAUUGCGUGAACUACACGACUCUCAAUGCUCGACUUAG